AAGUUUGAUAUGCUGAGGUGUUCCCUGUGGGUGCUGGCAAACUUAUUCAGCAAGUCCCUCUCCCACUCAUUUAGCGCAUGUACAAUGUCGGGGACAGCUGACACGUGCCCUAUAUCUGUCCUUGAAAGGUUUGAAAAAGUGGAAGGUUCGACGGGAAAGUUUAACGAUCUGGUGCUGAAGUACCCAGUGAAGAUGGGAGACGCAAAUCAGGUCGUUGUUUUCUUCGGAGGCGACAUACAGGACUUUCCAGAGGCAAUGAUGAAGCAUCGUGAUAACAGGCGGUACGUCCAGUGGAACCUCGAAAACAUGGCCACAUUGAUGGGAAAGCACUUCCCCACCGCUCACUGCAUCGUCGUAAGGCCAAACAGGCUUCAGUACCUCACAUUCAGCUGUUAUGACAACUUUGUUGAGAGCAACGACAUGGGGGCACCGACUCACGAAUUCAGCAUUACUGCAUUGGAGCACAUGCAUGCCCUCCUGAGCACUUUGUCCGUGAGGCUGAAUGAGAAAACAGACAAGGCAAAGUAUGGUCCUGUUGCCACGGGCAUGAUGGAACUUCCGGUGGUGCUUAUUGGAUUCAGCAAAGGCUGUGUUGUCCUCAACCAAUUCCUCUAUGCUAUGAAGGCACUGGAAGUCGCUCCUGAUGAUGAUGUCAGUGAGCUUGUCCGCAGAAUAAAAGCGAUGUACUGGUUGGAUGGUGGUCACUCCGGUGGAUCUAAUACAUGGGUAACCAAGGAGGCGGCCAUGAAACCGUUGAAACAUUUGGAGAUCAAGGUGUAUAUCCACGUGACUCCAUACCAAGUGCUGUGUAACUCAAGGCCCUGGAUAGGCAAAGAAGAGAAAGUGUUUAGAGAGACUCUGAAGAAAUUGGGGGUUGACGUGACACGGAAGAUCUAUCAUGAAGAUGAGCCUGCUUCUCUGGAAAUGCACUUUGGUGUUCUUAAGGAGUUCAAGGAAGCUGCGUGACUGUGGGACUUCUACUGCUUGUUUGUGCUAACACGUGCUUUAAGGCGUAUGAGAGUGCCACAUGUUUAAUGUCUGCCUUCUUCAGCGUGCAACAUUUUAUUAGUUUUUUGCAUCUACCAUUUAAUGCGACUGGUUCUGUGAACGUCACGGGUCACAUUAAUGCUUGUGUACUAGGGGUCUGUGUGAGCAGAUAAUUUAUUGAGGCCUCGUGACUUCGCUUACGUCAUAUCUGUGUGGUGGAUUUGAAUGAACUUGGACUGCAAGGCGAAGCUGUUCUGUGUGGAUAAGCCCGGUGUUGUAGUGACCUUCUCAGAGACCUACCUAACAGCGACUUGUUAUCAGUGGCUGUGUGAUUUGUGUGCAGAGAAAAAAAUAUUCGUGCGCAACAAGAGUUGGUUGAUGCAUUUAUAAAGAGAGAUGUGUUGUGAUCAUAAAGAAAUCAGUGAUCAUGUGUGAAGAUAGGAUUGACUUAAUGCGUGUUGCUGAAGGCCACUGUCUGUUUAGUCUAAAUGUUUGUUACUGAUACGUUAGUGAUACUGCUGCUGCCACAACUGAGACUUUGGGUGACAUUGAUCUUAGUAAAGUGCAUGACCAAAUGUACUCCAGAGGCAACAGAUAUUUGUUAAUCUUGUAGUGUGUCUGGCCUUUAUAGUGAGUACUAAAAUGCAUACAGCUGCAUUGCAACAGAUACUGAUCUUUGAUGUGCCAUAUGCUUUGCAUUAAACGUUACCAAACGUGAUCAGGAAAAAAGAAGGUGCAGAAUUACGGAGGAGCUGGCGGUUAACUAUAGUGUAAAAUGUUGCAUUUGUAUUAUUGCUAUAUUUAUUUGUCAUCCUUCGUAGUUGUAUGCAUCACCUUGACAGUGCUGUUAUGGUCUAAUGUGCUACACAUUUUGGAACUGUUUGGAUGUACAGGGAAAGAGCGAAACAUAGGGAUGGCAGUGUGCUCAUCAAUGCUCGGACAAAGAGACUUCAUCUUUCAUGGCAUUAGUUGUGGUACUUGAUGUUACCAGUUCCAGCAUUGAACCCAGUAAAAGAGCAUAUCAAGUGAGAUAAGUGAAAGCAACAGUUUGACUGUGCAUGCAAUUAUGUCUUUUUUCACUAGUGUACGCAGCCGUAGUACUAUAAUUGUGCCUGGUGUGAUUGGAGCAGAGAUUCAGUUCACAAACAUAACCUAAAGAAACAUGUUUCAGGAUUGGCUACAAAGUGGCUCCAAGGUGCUGGUGAAGACCAUGUCUCUAAUGAAUUUAAUCGCAAAAACUUUGCGCAUGCACGCCACAACUCAGCUUAAUUUGUUGAUAUCUGCAGCUACUGCUCGGUUCCGUAGGCAAAUGAAAAUGUUUAAUGUUCAGUGCAUACCCCAAAGCAGUGUGCACAACCGAAAAUUUGAACUAAUGCAUGUUUCUAAAAGGCCAUUGUUUUGAAGAAAAGGCUUGUGCAGCUUUAAACAUUGCUUGCUGCAAACUAUUUCUGGUGGAUUGGCAGUACUAACACUGUGCAACAAAGUUGAUUGUGUGCAGCCAAAAGCCUGAUGUUUACCUCUCAGCCAGGCCCAUAGCCAGGAAUUUUUUUCGGAGGGGGGAGGGGGGGGUCAUCCUUGCUGAAAACUUUGAUUAUUUGAGAAAAACACCUAUUUUUAUUAUUUAUUUUUGGUAAAAACACCUACUUCGCCAAAAUUUCGAGGGGGGAGGGGCUAGGGACCCCCGCUACUGGCUACAGGCCUGCUCUCAGCACUUGUUCUCCAGGAACACAGUAACAACUCCUGUGAACCGUUAACUAUCUAAAUAUAUGUGUCAUUACCAUGAAUAUACUGUUGGUCAUCCCCCUGGGACUGAGCUGUUGCUAAACCUUAGUAAUUCAUAAAUUUGGAACAGAAAAUAGCAGUUUAAACGAUUUUAAUGCACCGUACUAUCAAAUGAUAUUUCUCAGACCGCAUGAGUAUGCAUAUUGUGGCUUCAUUUUAAGAAUAUGCUUCUCUAAAAUUUACUGGUUUCCUUUUCUUGCACAAUGUGGAUUUGUCUGUGUACAGAGAUCUAACAUUUUGAUGUUCAAAGGAACUGCAUAAGAUUAUUGAAUGGACCCUACAGAAUAUCCAUAAUUUUAAUAAAGUACAGUGUAAGCAUGAAAAGAAGACAAUGAUAAGCUUCUUUGGGCCCAUGCACGCUUGUGCUCGCCUGCCACUGAGGAAUCGGUCUAGCCGUGGCCUCGGACCAGUAAACAUGUUUCUGUUGUUUGCUGCUUCCAUGUCCUCUCAGAGGGCUCUGGCCUAGUGUCAUCCCUGAGCCUACAAUAUAUAUAUAUAU
Molecule: messenger RNA, 3268 nt
Organism: Rhipicephalus sanguineus (brown dog tick)
Lineage: Eukaryota; Metazoa; Arthropoda; Arachnida; Ixodida; Ixodidae
Product: mitochondrial protein C2orf69 homolog
Exons: 2
Coding region: 10-966 (318 amino acids)
Cellular component (GO): mitochondrion
Source: RefSeq, a predicted model, not a curated record